UUUUCAUGACAGCUAAAGGUGCUCCUGCAUCAAAAGCUAAUCUGGAAUCUGCCAGGAGAAGUAUCGAAUAUCAUAUUAAAGAGGAAGCGAAAAUCACAAGAACGUUGUUUAGUCUUCACAAUAACACAGUUGAUAUUGAAAAAAUAAUAACCGAACAGACAAUUAACAAAUUACCAUUCAACCAUGUAGAAAGCUUCCUUGAUUUUGAUAAUAAAUUGAAGACUGAUGAAGUAGUGAUGCAAAAACUGAAAUGCUUUAUAAUGUUAAAUGUCAAAAGUACAUUGAAACUUUCAGAAAAUUUUCUUUAAUAAUUCCUAAGAUUAUUUUACCAAAUAUUCAAGUGCUCUACAGUGCUUUUGGGCGAGAAUCAAACGGUGUAAAAAGAUUAAACUUCUCUGUCACAGAAACUUACAAAUAUUUGCUAGGUAUAUUGUCUUAUUUUUAACUUUAGCAAACACGAAUAAAAUAUU
Messenger RNA from Hydra vulgaris (swiftwater hydra), 470 nucleotides. NCBI's taxonomy places the organism in Eukaryota, Metazoa, Cnidaria, Hydrozoa, Anthoathecata, Hydridae. The record is from RefSeq and is a predicted model, not a curated record.